Molecule: messenger RNA, 1579 nt
Organism: Chelonoidis abingdonii (Abingdon island giant tortoise)
Lineage: Eukaryota; Metazoa; Chordata; Testudines; Testudinidae
Source: RefSeq, a predicted model, not a curated record
CCCCCCCCGGAUUUAGCUGGAAGGGGCAAGAGCCGCGGCCAGUCCCGGGAGAGGCGGGUGCAAGUCAAUCUCGUGGCCUCACGGGGACGUACUCUGCAAGAGCAGCUAAUCCGGGGGAGCGCCUCGAUAAUGUUAACCAAAAAUACAGCUUCUGAAUUUUUUCCAAAAAUUAACUGAGUUCAUUAUACAGUUUGGAAGAAAACCUUGUGAAAUAUAACAUUUAAGGAAACGAAUAAGACUUGGCCUUACAAACAAUGGAAGAAUACACUGUGUUAAAAGUACUUGGAGAGGGAUCCUUUGGGAGAGUUCUUUUGGUUUUUCAUAAGAGUAGUGACCAGAAAUAUGCAAUGAAGGAAAUAAGACUUCCCAAGUCUCCAUCUGAUGUACAGGACUCUAGGAAGGAAGCUAUUCUGUUGGCUAAAAUGAAACACCCAAAUAUUGUUGCCUAUAAGGAAUCAUUUGAAGCUGAUGGACAUCUGUAUAUAGUGAUGGAAUACUGUGAUGAUGGAGAUCUAAUGCAAAAGAUUAAAUAUCAAAGAGGAAAGUUGUUUCCUGAAGAUACGAUACUUCACUGGUUUGUACAGAUGUGCUUGGGAGUGAAGCACAUUCAUGACAGACGUGUGUUGCAUAGAGAUAUCAAGUCCAAGAAUAUUUUUCUCACUCAAAAUGGAAAAGUCAAAUUGGGAGAUUUUGGAUCUGCACGUCUUCUUACAAAUCCAAUGGCAUAUGCUUGUACAUAUGUGGGAACUCCUUAUUACGUACCUCCCGAAAUAUGGGAAAACUUGCCGUACAACAACAAAAGUGAUAUAUGGUCUCUGGGAUGCAUUUUAUAUGAGCUCUGUACUCUUAAACAUCCGUUUCAAGCCAAUAGCUGGAAACAUCUCAUCCUUAAGAUAUGUAAAGGAUCCUACAAUCCACUUCCAUCUCAUUACUCCUAUGAACUUCAUUAUUUAAUAAAACAGAUGUUUAAAAGAAAUCCCAAGAACCGUCCAUCAGCCAGUACUAUUCUUGCAAGAGGCUGCUUAGCAAAACUUGUCAAAAAUUGUUUGCCAGCAGAGAUGACAGCUGAGUUUAAACAAAUAUUAAAGGAGGCAAAGAAACACAAAGAUGAUUUAGGAAGAAAAAAAGGUGCUGUCAGAACAGGUGGACAUUCUAGUAAUGGGCAAUAUGAAGAUCAAAGUAGUACAGGUAGCAAUUCAAGACUGGAGAACAUUACCAAGCUCUUGAGUGAGAGGACACUGAAGCAAAAGGGUGCUGGUGAAGAGGAAAACUGUGAAGUCCCCCCAAAGAAUGCAAUUUUGCCAAGUCCCCACAGAAAACAUUGGGAAAGGGGAGAGUCAAAUACAGUGGUAAAUGUCCUGGAAAAUGCAUCCUUGCUUUCUUCCAGUUUUACAGCUGAGGAGGAUGAAAGUGGCUGUGUUAUAAAAUAUAGUGAAGAUAAACCACGCAAGCAAUGGCUCAAAGAAACUCCUCACACCUUGAUGAAUAUUCUCAAGAAUGCUGAUAUCAGCUUGGCAUUUAAAACCUACACAAUCUAUAAACCAGGUAAAUCCUGAGUCUGCAGGCAAACUGACAUUUU